This is a messenger RNA of Penicillium bovifimosum, 1956 nucleotides long. Its product is annotated as putative C6 transcription factor. Bases 1 to 1956 code for a protein of 651 amino acids. Gene Ontology annotation, biological process: DNA-templated transcription; regulation of DNA-templated transcription. Gene Ontology annotation, molecular function: DNA binding; DNA-binding transcription factor activity, RNA polymerase II-specific; zinc ion binding. The record is from RefSeq and is a predicted model, not a curated record. Lineage: Eukaryota; Fungi; Ascomycota; Eurotiomycetes; Eurotiales; Aspergillaceae. The transcript has 4 exons.
AUGGACACCACUGCUCCACGAAAGCGGUCUCUAGAUGAUGGGCUGGAGUCACCCCGCGACAAUAAGACAAGAUCUGCCCCCAAGAUCUCUAAAGCUCGUGCCUGCGCAGAAUGCAAGCGCCAUAAAAUUCGUUGCGAGUUUCGAGCAGGGGAAUCAACGUGUACAAAAUGUACGCGCAGCGGUAUCAAAUGUGUCGUGAACGACUUCUCACAGAAAUUCGUCGAUGAUGAUGGCAUAUGGAAGUCCCAAGCAUCUGCGACUAUGCAUCAGCUGCAGGCGGCUGUUUCGCAUCUAUUGCGACAAGGCGGGCUUCCUGAGCUCUCAACCUAUUCCUCCGGCGACGCUCUCAAUGGUCCCAGUCCUGCCGCAUCGUACCAUGCUCACCGUCCCUCCAUCGAUCGAUCACAGACACAAACCAGUCAUACCGAUGGACCAGGAGUUGUGAUGGAUGUUACCCGGGAGCCGUCACCGGAGCAGGAUCUCCAAGACCCGGAUCUAGUGCCUGCGCCUAUGCGCAGUUUAUACGAGGUCACCAAGUUACGGAACCUGAGAAAUAAUCAUAUCGAGGCGCCGAAACAGACGCUACUAGAGGAAGAUUUUAUUUCGCAAAGACUGAUCUCACUCCACGAAGCAGAGGAAUUAUUUGCGUACUUCAGUCGCACCAUGAACCAGCUAUUGUGGGGCGGAAUCAUCCUUGUACACCGGGAUCUAACUUCUGUCCGUCGCGCAUCGACGGUUCUCUCUGCUGCAGUUUUGACCGUUGCAGCGCUCCAUAUCCCAAACCGCACCGAGACCCUAAAUCGGUGUUACAACGAGUAUGUAUCGCUCGUCUCCAACAUGGCCCUGACGCGCGCCCACACUCUUGAUGAUAUCCGGGGCCUCUGCGUCGGGGCAUUCUGGCUGUCAGAGUUGAGCUGGAAAUUGUCCGGGCAUGCAGUGCGGAUUGCGACCGAGAUGGGUCUCCAUCAAAGUUACCAACGCCUGACGCGUGGCCAUACGGAUCAGUACGAACGCGCCCAGCUCUGGUAUCUGCUUUAUGUGUGCGAUCAUCAUUUCAGCAUUGCUUAUGGACGACCGCCGGUCAUCCAUGAGGAUGUGGCAAUCCGUAACUGCGAGACCUUCCUUGGGCUAUCGAUGAUUGUCCCCGGAGACAUUCGACUUUUAGCCCAAGUUGCGCUUUUCAUGAUUUUGACCGAGGCAUAUCGAAUGUUCGGUAGCGACACCGAACAGGCAUUGACCGAGGAGGAUUUCGGACAGUUGCGCGUAUACAACGUCGCAGUAGACCAAUGGCGACUGCUCUGGCAACCUCGAUCUGCCGAUAGCGCCUGGGUGCGGACUUAUCCAUCCAAAGGAGUGGUUCUGCACUACCAUUUCGCGAAGUUUCAGCUGAACUCGCUUUCCCUUCGUGGGCUCUCCCCAUCCAACACACCUGUCUUCUCUCUAGACCGCAAGGAAUCAGCAAACGUCGCCAUUUCCUCGGCGAUGGCAUGUUUGAACAUGGUUCUCGAGGAGCCCGAUAUCCGGGAUGCGAUCGUCGGUGUCCCUAUCUUCACCCACACUAUGGUCACAUUCUCCGCAGUCUUCCUGCUCAAGGUCGCUAUCAACUGGAACACAGCUUACCUCAGCAUCAAUGCACGCCAAGUGCGCCGACUAGUUGAGCGUGUAAUUGAGUUGAUGAAUUGUGUCUCUGCAGGCGAGCGACAUCUUACACGUCAUAUUGCCCGCGGAUUAGGCAAGAUGCUUGAGCGCUUUGACACUUGGGAGGCUACUUGGCAGUUCCGAGGGAGCACCGAGGCUGCACUUGACGGCCGCGAAGUCCCUGGGGGAGCCAACGCCAUGGCUCAGGGAUUCCCUCCGCCGGAUCUUAUAUAUGGCAUGGUCGGCACAUAUGGAUUCGGCCUUGACGAGAAUCUGCUUGAUCCGAGCAUGGCAGACUUUGACUUCCUGACGCAAUGA